UCACAGUAUCCCUCCCUCAACAGGAAGCUUUGUUCUCAUUUUAGACCAAGAACACAGGCACAUGUGGACGUGAAAGUAGAGUAAAUGAUGUUUAAUUUAAAGUCUUCCUGCUUUUAGAUGGUACAACAUGUGACAUGGCAACCAGCGAGCCGGCAGCAUUGGACGGCUGCUCUGCUGCACCACAGUUGAAGAUCGUCCUCCUCGGGGGCCGAAACUGUGAGAAGAGCUGUCUGGGGAACCUCAUCCUGGGCAAAGAGGAGUUUGUCCCCCGAGAGAGGACCUCGUGCUGCAGGCGCCUGGGCGUGGUGGCCGGACGCCGGGUCACCGUGGUGGACACUCCCGGCUGGUGGUGCGACUUCAGCUCCCGGGACACGCCCGAGCUGGUGAAGCGGGAGAUCGUGAGCAGCGUCGCCCUGUGCGCCCCGGGGCCGCACGCCUUUCUCCUCACCGUCAAGGCGAGCGCGCUCUUCUCGGAGAAGCGCCGCAGGGCCGUGGAGGAGCACGUGUCCCUGCUGGGGGAGAAGGUGUGGAGCCACUGCGUGCUGGUCCUCGUCUCCGCCGACCGCCGGGAGCUCGCGCGCGGCGGCGGCGCGGAGGCCCUCCGCUGGCUCGCCGGGAAGUGCGGCCACAGGUGCCGCCGCGUGGUCUCGGGGGACGUCGGCGCGGUCGGCGGGCUGCUGGAGGAGAUCCAGAAACUCGUCACGCGCAAUGGAAACGGAGUGUUUGAGGUGCGGGGGAGCGUCGCGCGCGCGACCGCGGAGGAGAAGAGGAGGGUGGAGGAAAGGGCUCGGCGGAGGUUCGUGAUGGCGAAGGAGCACAGAUCUCUGAUGAGAGAGAGUUUGCGGCCCGUGAGCUCUAUCCGGAUUGUGUUGGUGGGAGCCAAGGGUUCUGGGAAAAGCUCCACCAUGGACACAAUCCUGAGCACAGAGAGCGGCCAGCGAGUGCGCAGAACGGCCCGGUGCGUGGUGGGGACGGGCCCGGUGUUUGGGAGGCAGGUGACCGUGGUGGACACGCCGGGCUGGUGGGCGAACUACUUCUGUGCCGAGAGUCCCGUCUUCGACCGGAGGGAGCUGGCGCUCGGCGCGUCUCUCUGCCCUCCGGGGCCCAACGUGGUCCUGCUGGUGAUCCGCGCGGACCGAGCCUUCUCCGAAACCCACUGGAGGGCAGCGGAGGAGCACAUGCGGCUCAUCGGCGAGCGCGCGUGGAGGCGCGUCAUCGUGCUGUUGAGUUGCGGGGACUGGCUGGCGGGCACGACGGCCGAGCAGUGCGUGGAGAGCGAGGCAGGGCCUCUGCGGGGUCUCGUGGAGAGAUGCGGCAACAGGUGCCACGUCCUGAACAACAAAACCAGAGGGGAUCAAGGCCAUCAAGUCAGAGAGCUGAUCCUGAAGAUCGAGGAGAUGUUGGCCGGCCGCAGCGGCCGCCAGCAUAUCGAAGUGGAGAGGCCAGUGGUGGAACAGCUGGAGGAGGAGAGGAGGAGAGAGGGGGCGCGAGCGAUGGAGAGGCUGGCGAGGAGGGAGAGGCAAAGGCAGAUGGCGAGGUCUCAGCUGGAGAAGCUCAACGCCAUCACAGAACUGAGAAUAGUGCUCAUAGGCGGCAGGAAAACCGGUAAGAGCUCGUGUGGGGACACCAUCCUCAACAGAGAGCGCUCCCACGCGGGGAACCGCACCACUUCCUGCUGGGAAAAACCAGCCACGAUCGGCGGCAAGACGGUGGUGGUGCUGGACACACCGGCCCGCUUCAACGCGACCCCUGACCUCCUCCGCCCGGCGUCCUGCGCCAUCCUCCCCGUGGUCAACGUGAGCUCCUCGUUCAGCGCCGACCACUUGGAGGCCAUGGAGAAACAGCUGGAGGCCGGAGGAGGCCAGAUGUGGCGCACAGCCGCGGUGCUGUUCAGCCACGGCGACUGGCUGGGCGACACGAGCAUCGAGCAGCGCAUCGAGAGCGAAGGAGAGCCGCUGCGGAGGCUGGUGGAGCGGUGCGGGAACAGGUACCACGUCUUGGAUAAUAAGCACCGGGCGGACGGGGCUCAGGUCAACGAGCUCAUCGCCCUGAUCGAGGAGACGCUGGUUGAAGACGCGCCGGUCGUCCUCCGCGGAGGGGAUCGCGUGACACAGGGUGUGACCCGGCGUGACAAGGAUCGAAAGAGGAUCACGAUCUGCAGACAUCAGGUGUCCCCGUCAGCUGAUUGGAUCGGCCAAACCCACCACUUCAACACCUCGGAGCUGCUCUGGAGGCCCCGAUGGUGGCGCUCGGAUGGUGGCCCUGCCAGCAGCGAGAACAGCAUGGACUGGACCGGACAUCCUGGUGGGAGACGCCCUCGCGGCCUGUUUAGCCUCCAUGCUCUCUGGGGGAGCGGCGGCGAGGUGGACCAUGAAUCCGCCCGGGUGGCUCCCGAACGAUGUCCUUCACCUGAGACUGAACUGUGCGCGGCGUCCGCUCUCAUCCAAGCGGCCGACGAUGCUGCUGGUUGCACCUCAAACGCAACGCGGGACGCUCGCGGAGGAAAGCGGCAUCAGCGUGCACUCGCUCUGCCGCCCUGCGCCGAGAGAGCGGACUCUGGCGGGGCUCAGCGAGAGCGGAGGCCUGCAGGCACUGAUCGACCAAUGGGGCGAGAGCAGCCUGGAGGAGCUGGAAGCCUUUAUCGACUCGUACUUUGAGAUGAUUUGGGAGAAAACUGUGGGGUCAUUGGAGGAACCGGUCCGUCCCACUGCAGAUGUGGGGGAGGAGGUGGAGGAAGAGGAGGAGGAUGAGGUGCUCUCAUCCAUCAACAGGAAACUGUCAA
Gasterosteus aculeatus aculeatus (three-spined stickleback) is the source of this 2782-nucleotide messenger RNA. RefSeq names its product GTPase IMAP family member 8. The record is from RefSeq and is a predicted model, not a curated record. Gene Ontology annotation, molecular function: GTP binding. NCBI's taxonomy places the organism in Eukaryota, Metazoa, Chordata, Actinopteri, Perciformes, Gasterosteidae.